AUGCAGAUUUUCGUCAAGACCUUGACCGGAAAGACCAUCACCUUGGAAGUCGAGUCUUCCGACACUAUCGACAACGUCAAAUCCAAGAUCCAAGACAAGGAAGGAAUUCCUCCUGACCAGCAGAGACUGAUCUUCGCCGGUAAGCAACUCGAGGACGGCAGAACCCUUUCCGACUACAACAUCCAAAAAGAGUCCACUUUGCACUUGGUCCUGAGACUGAGAGGUGGUAUCAUUGAACCAUCUCUUAAGGCUUUGGCUUCCAAAUACAACUGUGAAAAAGCUAUUUGCAGAAAGUGUUACGCCAGACUCCCACCAAGAGCUACCAACUGCAGAAAGAGAAAGUGUGGUCACAGCAACCAACUGAGACCAAAGAAGAAGCUUAAAUAG
Molecule: messenger RNA, 387 nt
Organism: Ogataea haglerorum
Lineage: Eukaryota; Fungi; Ascomycota; Pichiomycetes; Pichiales; Pichiaceae
Exons: 1
Coding region: 1-387 (128 amino acids)
Biological process (GO): translation; modification-dependent protein catabolic process; protein ubiquitination
Cellular component (GO): nucleus; ribosome; cytoplasm
Molecular function (GO): protein tag activity; structural constituent of ribosome; ubiquitin protein ligase binding
Source: RefSeq, a predicted model, not a curated record